Rasamsonia emersonii CBS 393.64 is the source of this 2694-nucleotide messenger RNA. RefSeq lists its product as uncharacterized. The transcript is spliced from 2 exons. The record is from RefSeq and is a predicted model, not a curated record. NCBI's taxonomy places the organism in Eukaryota, Fungi, Ascomycota, Eurotiomycetes, Eurotiales, Trichocomaceae. The annotation marks the transcript as partial. Gene Ontology annotation, cellular component: nucleus. Gene Ontology annotation, molecular function: RNA binding. Gene Ontology annotation, biological process: RNA processing.
GAUGAAUUUAACCAAUUCACUAUAUGUGUUGUUCCCUGCGGAGUAAUACAGCAAUGCUCCGUCCUAUUGGCAGCUCACCUCCGAGCGCAAUGGCUCGCAGGCCAAGCUUUGGCCACUCCGCCAACAGCAACAUUAUCGUACCAACACACCACCCGCAAGGGCCAUUGUCGGCCUGCAGUCAUCAUGCCAGAGGACUCGAAAGUGAAGGGGUUUCCAGACCUCUCAUCGAAGCUGGCUGCCGCGCCCAGAAAAUCGCUGUUCGAACGGCAGAAGGCCGAGGCGGAGGCGAAACGCGCGCGCGAAGAGGCUGAGACUGCGGCCGUCUACGAAGAUUUUGUCAAGUCCUUUGAGAACGACCCCGAAACUCUCAAUCGCCCUUCAACAUCUUCAACAGGAUCGAAGCCGAACACAUUUGGCCAUGGUGGCUCUGGGCCAGGAAGUCUGGGAACUGGCACUGCGAAGCGCCACUUCACCAGCUCCGGCACCCGCAACAGCGGUCCAGGCAGUUUAGGCCCGCCCCCGUCGUUGGCACGAAAGCGGACUCACGAUGGAUUCUAUCGAGAUAGAGAGAAAGAUCAAUCGCACGGAAUUCUCGCCUUUGAAAACUCCCACGACCCCGCCUCCGCCUUCCGGACCUCCGACGACGAGGAAGAAAGAACUGCAGAUGACAAAGAUGCCGAGAAAGCGGUCGCAAAGCCUACGUUAUUCCUAGCCUCGCUCCCUCCAGGAACGUCCCCGUCGGUCAUUAAGGCUUUAAUACCCCAGAAUCUCACGGUGGACGGUGUGAAGAUACUCCCUCCGUCCGGCCAGCCUUCCACGGAGCGGAAGUCUUUAUCCGCUAUUGUUACUCUCGCGAAGGAAACGCCGGGCUCUGAUAUCGACUCCGCAGUGAGCUCUCUACAGAACAAAUACCUUGGCUGGGGCUAUUAUUUGUCCAUAUCUCGUCACCUUUCAUCCGCAGCCAUCAAUUCUGGCAUGCCUGUGAAUGUUGGCCUAUCGUCCACUAGCUCCCUGCCCUUUGGCGCGAAGGCGAUUCAACAAGGCCCGCCAGGCAGACUCAGCCGUGCACCUCCUCCGCAAUCGCAUCGGGGUGGAUUUGCUCCACCGGGUUCAUACGGGUCGCAGUAUGGAAGGACGGGCACAACAGCGCAGGUUGUGGUGAAACCACCAUCGGAUCUGAAGCAGCUCCGGUUAAUACAUAAGACAUUGGAAAACUUGUUGACUUACGGUCCGGAGUUUGAGGCAUUGCUCAUGAGCAGGCCAGAGGUCCAGAAGGACGAAAAAUGGGCCUGGCUGUGGGAUGCACGCAGUACGGGUGGUGUGUGGUACCGAUGGAAGCUUUGGGAAAUCCUCACAAACCCAAAGGUCAGCAGGGGUCGACACGGAAGGAACGAGAAAGCCUCAUCAUUAAUCUUCGAAGGUGGAGCAAGCUGGGUUCCUCCGGAGAAAGCGAUCCGGUUCGAAUAUACUACGCAGAUCGAUGAAUUCGUCUCGGACGAUGACUACAAUUCCUCCGAAGAGGACGACUCGGACAUGGAGGAUGAGAGGCGUCGCCACGCCGCAGAUGACGUUGGCGGGAAUGAGGAUGGGGUGGGCUAUAUGAACCCUCUCCAGAAAGCCAAACUGACUCAUCUACUUGCGAGACUUCCUACUGCCAACACCAAGCUACGACGUGGAGAUGUGGCUCGCGUGACAGCGUUUGCCAUUGAGCACGCAGGUGGAGGCGCAGAGGAAGUGGUUGAGAUGCUCGUCUCCAACGUGCUCAAUCCUUUCGCGUAUACACAUGCGAAUCCAGAUCGGGAUGAGGUGCAUAGCGCUCUUAAGGAGAAUGAUGCCCCCAAGUCGGACGCUGCGGAGAAUGCAAAUGCUUCCGAAAAUCCGAAUGAAGCACCCCGCGUAUCGUCCAAGGAGAAGGUGGACACGUCGGCUGCUAAACUCGUCGGCCUUUAUGUUAUUUCAGAUAUCCUCUCGUCUUCUGCUACGAGCGGCGUUCGCCACGCUUGGCGUUACCGGCAACUUUUCGAGUCCGCCUUCCGGUCUCGAGGAGUGUUCGAGCAUCUGGGGCGGUUGGAAAAGGAACUCUCCUGGGGUCGACUCAAAGCGGACAAAUGGAGACGCAGUGUUGGAACGCUAUUGAACCUCUGGGAAGGCUGGUGCGUCUUUCCCCAGUCAAGUCAGGAACACUUUGUCCAGAUGUUCGAGAAGCCUCCUCCCACGGAGGAAGAAUUGGCAGAAGAGAAAAAGAAAGCCGAGGCAGAGAAGGCCAGCGGCGUUUUCGGCGCUAAGGGGAAGAGUCGAUGGAAGACAGUCGAAGAAGACGCAUCCUCGGGAGGGAAGUUUGACCCCAGCAAGCCUGCAACUGAAACUAGCCAAGUGCAGAAAACGGACAUGGAGCUUGAUGGAAUGCCCAUGGCUGAUGAUAACAUGGAGGGGGAUAUCGAUGGAGAGCCUAUGAGUGACAUCGACGGCGUGCCCAUGGAAGACAGUGAUCUGGAAGAUGAGAACAUCGAUGGGCAGCCUAUGGAGGAAGAUGAACCGGCCCAAGCUCAGCCUGAUCUCGAAAGCACGCAAGCUGCGUCCGAAAAGCCUGCAGGAGAACAGUCAUCUGAGGCACAGCGUGAUUCCCUUCCAGCUCGAAAACCACGACCCAAGGCAGAAGACAUGUUUGCAGACUCGGAAUCGGGAGAAGAAUAG